Brassica napus (rape) is the source of this 1790-nucleotide messenger RNA. Its product is annotated as ATP sulfurylase 2. Gene Ontology annotation, molecular function: sulfate adenylyltransferase (ATP) activity; adenylylsulfate kinase activity. The coding region runs from base 173 to 1624 and encodes 483 amino acids. Gene Ontology annotation, biological process: sulfate assimilation. The record is from RefSeq and is a predicted model, not a curated record. The transcript has 5 exons. Lineage: Eukaryota; Viridiplantae; Streptophyta; Magnoliopsida; Brassicales; Brassicaceae.
AAAAAUUCCUGCAACUGAAAAGCGAAGAGACAAAAGUGGCAAACGUGUGGAUGAUGUCUUUCACAGUGUUCGGUCUUCUUCUUGUUCCUCCAAUCAUGUUCAACCAAAUCUCAGCUUCACUGUUCACUCUCUCCAUUCCACUUCUCUCGCUGACCUCUAUUCACCGAGAUCAAUGUCUCUUCUGAUCAGAUCCUCUUACCUUUCUCAAUCUCACAUCCAACCUAGAAACUCAAAACCAUCCUCUCACACAAAUCAAACCCCGUUGAAACUAGUGUUCUUAUCUUCUUUUAACCACAACCCUCUCGUCAGUUUGGUGAAUAAACGCAACCCGACAAUGCAACCUCCCACCUUUCCUCCUUCGAUGACUGUUAAGAGCUCCUUGAUUGACCCAGACGGUGGGGAACUCGUUGAAUUAAUGGUUUCCGAAUCUGAGAUUAAGCUGAAGAAGGCUGAGUCAGAGACGAUGCCGAAAGUGAAGCUGACGAAGAUCGAUCUGGAGUGGGUGCACGUGAUCAGCGAAGGAUGGGCUAGUCCUUUGAAAGGGUUCAUGAGAGAAGACGAGUAUCUUCAGAGUUUGCAUUUCAACUCUCUGAGGUUGAAAGAUGGGUCUCUGGUCAACAUGUCGCUUCCUAUUGUUCUUGCUAUUGAUGAUGACACCAAGGAACAGAUCGGUGUGUCUAAGAAUGUUGCUCUUGUUAGCCCUCAAGGAGAUGUCAUCGGUUCUCUUAGAAGUGUGGAGAUAUACAAACACAACAAGGAAGAAAGGAUUGCUAGAACUUGGGGAACCACUUCUCCAGGACUGCCUUAUGUUGAAGAACACAUCACUCCAUCUGGAAACUGGCUGAUCGGUGGAGAUUUAGAAAUUUUCCAGCCUAUUAAGUACAACGAUGGGCUUGAUCACUACAGGCUAUCUCCUAAACAACUUAGGAAAGAGUUUGACAAUCGUCAAGCGGAUGCUGUGUUUGCAUUCCAGCUAAGGAACCCUGUGCACAACGGCCACGCUUUGUUAAUGAACGAUACACGUAAAAGGCUUUUGGAGAUGGGUUAUAAGAACCCUAUUCUGCUGCUUCAUCCUUUGGGAGGUUUCACUAAGGCUGAUGAUGUUCCUCUUGAUGUUAGAAUGGAACAACAUAGCAAGGUUCUUGAAGAUGGAGUGCUUGACCCGGAGACUACUAUUGUCUCGAUAUUUCCAUCACCGAUGCACUAUGCUGGUCCAACAGAAGUUCAGUGGCACGCCAAGGCUAGGAUUAAUGCAGGUGCUAAUUUCUACAUUGUGGGACGUGAUCCAGCGGGAAUGGGACAUCCUACUGAGAAGAGAGAUCUGUAUGAUCCUGAUCAUGGGAAGAAAGUCUUGAGCAUGGCUCCUGGACUUGAGAAACUAAAUAUUCUUCCAUUUAGGGUUGCAGCUUACGAUACAGUUGAGAAGAAGAUGGCGUUUUUCGAUCCCUCUCGCACAAAAGAGUUUCUUUUCAUUUCUGGAACUAAGAUGAGAACGUAUGCAAGAACAGGAGAGAGUCCACCAGAUGGGUUUAUGUGUCCGAGUGGAUGGAAUGUUCUUGUCAAAUACUAUGAGAGCUUGCAAGAAAGUGAUGAAUCAUCUAAACAACAACAAGCCGUUGUUUGAGUUGUCCGUGGUGGCUGCCGGCUUGUGUUUCACCAGUUCAGCCCUUCAUUUUAAGCUUACCUAUUUUUGUCUUGUGAAAAGUCACCAAUGUUUUCCAAAACCAAAUAAUAAUCUUGAAUAAUGUGUUCUUGCUGAUGAAUUUGAAUGUGACUGGCCUCAUGGAGUA